Messenger RNA from Aphidius gifuensis, 978 nucleotides. Its product is annotated as mitochondrial 2-oxoglutarate/malate carrier protein-like. NCBI's taxonomy places the organism in Eukaryota, Metazoa, Arthropoda, Insecta, Hymenoptera, Braconidae. The coding region runs from base 64 to 978 and encodes 304 amino acids. The transcript is spliced from 5 exons. Gene Ontology annotation, molecular function: sulfate transmembrane transporter activity; oxaloacetate transmembrane transporter activity; succinate transmembrane transporter activity. The record is from RefSeq and is a predicted model, not a curated record. Gene Ontology annotation, biological process: malate transmembrane transport; phosphate ion transmembrane transport; oxaloacetate transport.
GACAUAAUAAUAAUUGAUAAGGUUAUAAAUAUCUAAAUUCUAAUAUUAAUAAUUAAUUUAAUAAUGUCAAAUAAAAGUAGUGAAACUAGUGAUUCAUCAUCGAAUGAAAAAACAAAAGCUCUGCCAACAGUAAUUAAUUUUAUUAAUGGUGGUUUAUCAGGAAUGGCAGCAACAUGUAUUGUUCAUCCAAUGGAUGUUAUUAAAAAUCAAAUGCAAAUGAGUCAUGGAAAAGCAUCAAUUGGUACAACAAUGUCAAAUAUUAAAAGUGCUGGUAUGUCAAAAUUUUAUUCUGGUUUAUCAGCAGGAUUAGUUAGACAAGCAACAUACACAACUGGAAGACUUGGUAUAUACAAUCAAUUGGGUGACAUGUGGAGAAGUAAAAAUGAAGGGACACCUGAUUUUUUGACACUGGCAAUUAUGGGAGCUAUUGCUGGAUCUUGUGGUGCAUUUAUUGGUACACCAGCUGAAGUUGCAUUAAUAAGAAUGACAUCUGAUGGACGAUUACCACCAGAUCAACGUAAAAAUUAUAAAAAUGUAUUUAAUGCAUUUUUAAGGAUAAUUAAAGAAGAGGGUCCAACAACUUUGUGGCGUGGUAGUAUUGCCACCAUGGGAAGAGCAACAAUUGUCAAUAUGUCACAACUAGCAACUUACAGUCAAGCGAAAAUAUUCUUUAACACAAGCGGUGGUAUUCCUGAUGGUAUUGGUUUACAUUUUUCAGCUUCAAUGUUAUCAGGUUUUUUAACAGCAUUUAAUUCAAUGCCAUUUGAUAUUGCCAAAACGAGAAUACAAAACUCAAGCUCAAGCUCAAAAUCACCGACAUCUAUUUCAAUUAUCAUUAAAAUUGCAAAAACUGAAGGUAUUACUGCAUUAUGGAAAGGCUUUUGGCCAACGUAUUGUAGAAUUGGUCCACACACUGUUAUAACAUUUAUUUUUAACGAACAAUUUGCUGAAUUUUAUCGGAAAAUUAUCAUGAAGUGA